AUGCGCAAUCUUUCUCUCCUCAAGGUUGGAGUUGCGUUUGCCGCUGCCGUCCAAGGCUUGAAUGUGUUGAUCACGAACGACGAUGGCUUCGGGACGGCCAAUAUCCGCGAGCUGUAUAAGCAAAUGACCGAUCUCGGACACAGCUGCUACCUUGUGGCGUCUGCGACCUUCGAUGUUGGCUCGGGCACUCGCCUCGACUUCACGAACAGCCCAAAGAUGACCAGAAACGGCGACUGGGAUCUCGUCAAAUCUGGUGCUCCUUCCAUCGGUCCCGACCCGGACGAUGGCCACAUCUGGUACUACAACGGCACCCCGGCUGCACAGGUCGUGGUGGCCUUGGACUACAUUCUGCCCACGUUCACCAAGGUCAAGACCCCUGACCUUGUUAUUUCUGGCCCAAACUCUGGCUGGAACGUGGGACCCUUCCUCUACACCACCUCUGGAGCCAUCGGGGCAACAUACAUGGCGAUUGAGCGUGGCAUUCCGGCCGUUGCAUUCUUCAGCGGAAAUACUGUCCCAACGCCAUACUUCUGGGUGAAUGCCAGCACCAAGGCGGGCCUCCAAGACCCGGCGACAAUCACGGCUCGCCUAGCCUCCACUCUUGUUCAAGCUUUGAUCGACAAGGCCGCUGGCUCUCGCAUUCUGCCCCAGGGAUACGGCCUGACGGUCAAUCUUCCGUACAUCACGUCAUACACUAAUGAACAAUGCACCAACCCACCCUUUGUCUUGACUCGCAUGGGUGGGAACGCUGAGGCGAAGGCCGUAUUCAACAGCAAAACUGGUCUUUUCAACCGUUCCCGCGACUCGGGAUCAGACGACAGCCAUUGUGCAAACGGCAAUUGCAAGAUACCUGCUGAGAAGGAUGUGCUCAACUCCGGUUGUAUGAGCUCGGUGACGGUGUUUGCAGUCGACUACAGCGCCCCUUACAAGUGGGAGUGCUUUAAUAUCUCGGAUGUCACUGCGCUUGUCCCUGUCAUUGUGCAGUUGAACGGGUCGACGCCGCUGGUUGGCGGCUUAGGUCCGAAUGCCUCGGUCGUCGGAAACGUUUCCUUGCCCCCGACACCAUCGCCAGGCUCAACACCACCGCCUAUGACAACCAUCUCCAGCAUUGGCGUGAGAGCUCAGUGGUCUCUGAGUGUCUUGAUGGCUAGCCUAGGCGUUUUGGCGUUCCUUUUCUAAGAAAGGCUUCUUAUGGUGGGCGCUAGAGAUUUUGGCGAUUUCGGUACCAAUAUGAGAGUACCAUAAUCAUUGCUAUUUGCUGGCCGGGCGGCCUGAAGAGCUGGAGGAAGAAGUCAAAGUGC
This is a messenger RNA of Lasiosphaeria miniovina, 1301 nucleotides long. Its product is annotated as survival protein sure-like phosphatase/nucleotidase. The coding region runs from base 1 to 1179 and encodes 392 amino acids. Gene Ontology annotation, molecular function: nucleotidase activity. NCBI's taxonomy places the organism in Eukaryota, Fungi, Ascomycota, Sordariomycetes, Sordariales, Lasiosphaeriaceae. The record is from RefSeq and is a predicted model, not a curated record. The transcript has 3 exons.